Paraglomus occultum is the source of this 542-nucleotide messenger RNA. The record is from the annotation of a GenBank genome assembly. Lineage: Eukaryota; Fungi; Glomeromycota; Glomeromycetes; Paraglomerales; Paraglomeraceae.
AUGGACUCCGAUAAAAGGCCAAUUCUUUAUUCCUAUUGGCGAUCAUCUUGUUCAUGGCGUGUAAGAAUAAGUCUUCUUUGGAAAGAUAUUGAUUAUAAAACGAUACCAGUGAACUUGCUGCUUAAUGAACAUGUCGAUUUCACUUUACUCAAGAGAUCAGCGGAAUAUAUAGCAAUUAAUCCAAUGCAAGAGGUUCCUACACUUAUCAUCGAUGGCAAUACACUUACACAGUCUCUUGCCAUUCUUGAGUAUUUAGAGGAAACUCGCACAGAAAAGCCCCUGCUACCCAGUGAUCCGUUGAUAAGAGCAAAGGUAAGAUCCCUUGUGAGUGCGAUUGCUAUAGAUACUCAACCGGCACAGAAUUUGAGGAUUCUUAGGCAACUUGGAGAUGACAAAUCACAGGACUGGGCAAAACAUUGGAUUACUUGGGCGUUCGAAGGUAUUGAAAAGCAACUUUCAAGCACGGCCGGGAAUUAUUGUGUUGGUGAUGAAGUGACUCUGGCUGAUGUGUGUCUUGUGCCUCAAGUAUUUAACGCAAGAAG